AUGGUUCGAACAAAGGCUGAUAGUUGCGCAUCGAGUAGAAAAGUGAUAGCAGCACAAGCACCCAGGAAGAGUUUGGGAGGUGCAGGUUCAAGUUCAAGUAGUAAUGAUGGGGGAUCUCCAGCAGGAAAGGGCAAGUAUGGGGGUGGAAACCCGGUGUGUCAGCGGCCCACUCCAGAAUGGCAAAAAGGAAUCUCUACAUUUUUGACUAAGCCAGAUUCAUCUCAGUCCUCGUCAAAGUCUUCACAAGAUAAUGCUGAGCCUGGCCCAUCAUCACAAGAAGGAUCUUCCUCUGGUUCAUCACAAGGGUCUUCUGCUGGCUCAUCAUCACAGGGUGCUUCUUCUGACUGCGGAUCCUCAAAGAGCUGA
Molecule: messenger RNA, 366 nt
Organism: Candidula unifasciata
Lineage: Eukaryota; Metazoa; Mollusca; Gastropoda; Stylommatophora; Geomitridae
Source: the annotation of a GenBank genome assembly